CUGAUUAUGUUAAGUUUACUCGAUUUUUCAUUCGAACGAAAUUAAACAAUUUCCUUCGAAUGUUGGAUUUCUUAACCUCUACUAACGAAUAAUUAGUACUGGCAAGUACGCAUGAAGCAAACUUCCAUUAAAAUCUGAUUAUAUUUGAAGUGAAGAAAUAUUAGAAGUAUUUAAUAUCAAUAUUAUGGAAUUCGAUCCCGUAUACACCAGAGGAAAAUCUACUCGACUUUAUGAGUUUUUCAUGAGCCAAACCUACGAUGGGUAUGAGAAAAAAUGUCCUCAUAGUACUGAGCAGAAAGAGUAAAAAAUUUAAUACGUUAUCUUAUUAUCAAAGGUUAAAUAAUGAGAUAACUUUGUUACAUAUACUAUAAAUCAGUUCUUCAUAUUCGGAUAUAGAAGCAACACUCUUUUGGAUGUAAAAAAUGGAUGGAUUAUACAAAAUAUUUCCUGAGGAGAGUGAAGAAUUUCCAUGGGAUGAAAGAGCACUUGAAGAUUUUAAAAAACUUAUAAAUGAAAAUGGAAUAAAAUGCAGAAUGGACGACAUAUUUUUGCUUGGAUUUCUUCGUGCAAGAAAAUUUAAUCUAGAAGAAUCUCUUCAGUUGUUGAAAAACUAUUAUUCUAGAAGAAUCGAAUAUUCAUCGUUUUUUAAGAAUCUUCUUCCAUCAAAAUUAGAAGGAAUUUUACAUUUAAACUGUUAUAAAAUCUUACCAAAACCUGAUCAAAAUGGUAGAAUUAUUGGAUUAAUAGAAAUCAAACAAUGGAAUCCAUCAGAAACACUCGUAAUACAUUUGUGUCGUGCUUCAUUCCUUUCCCUAGAGUUACUAUUGAAUUUACAUCGAAUGCAAGAGAAUGGAUUGAUUGUAAUUAUAAAUACUCAAGGAAUAACCUUAAGGCACAUGUUACAAAUUACACCAAGAUUCGCGAACACUAUGAUAUCUUUAAUAUUUAGGAAUUCGAGUCAAAUACGAAUCAAAGAAAUUCAUUACGUUAAUGUAAAUCGGAUUGUAAAGAUACUUGAGACAAUUUUAAUGCCAUUACUUCCUGUAAAAAUACAAAAACGAAUAUUUCUUCACAGUGAAAUGACUGCUUUACACAAAUUUAUACAUCCAAAAUAUCUUCCUAUUGAAUAUGGAGGGGAAUUAACGAAUUUAGAUCCAAAUGAAUUCAUUAAUAUAGUAAAACAAAACGAAGAUUUCUUUCGAAAAAACGAAGAAUAUGUUAAAAUGUUUGAAGAAUCAACACAGCAAAGAUUUUCUAAACGAAGAUUUAAAUAUAUUGGUUCAGAUAUAGUAAACCGCAAAGAAAUACUUUUAGAAAAUUCAGAAAAACAAGACAUAGAAAAUUCUCUCGUUGAAGUUAAAUCUAUGAAUGUGCCUGGAGAAUCUAUAAAAGGUUCGGCUGCGAUAUUAUAGGAAAGAUGGCCCACCAGUGACCAAGCGGUUCUGUUCCCUGAAUACCGAAAGUUCGGUCGUGGGUUCUCACCUCGCCAGGACAGACCGGCCAAGUGGAGUUUUCCGGAUUUUCUCCAUGUUUCUAAUGCCUAAAUAGAGGCCACUUACUCUUAAAAGACCUCCCGAAAGGCAUUUUCCCCGGAUCUUCGAGUGUAAUUUCGUAUGGUUCUCUUCGAAGGAUAAACGACUAUGUAAACAACCUCCAUAUUAACUCCGAUACGAGAAAAAGAGUUAUGGGAAAGAUGUUAGUAGAAUUUGGUCUACGUUUUCUUACUCGAAACAAAGUUUACAUGGGUUAGUUGUCGGAAUAAAUUUGGACAGAAGUGUCUUGGAUUGAGUAGUCGAAUGACACGUGAGUAAUUUCAUUAUGUAUUUGAAAUCGUAUGAGGUCUUUAACGAAAAAAUAAAUGGAUGACCAUCUGACAGAGCGGUUAAUGUGAUUGAUCGAUCGAUUGUACAGGGUUAAAGAGAAAUAUGUUUUCCUCUUCAGAGAACUCUGGAAUGCGUUCUACUGCUAAUUCAAACGAUGCGCUUGACAUUUCUUAAAUAAAAUAUAAUAGUACAAAAAUCCGUCGAUAGGUGGCGCUGGAGCACAUAAAAUUAUUGAAUA
Molecule: messenger RNA, 2061 nt
Organism: Centruroides sculpturatus (bark scorpion)
Lineage: Eukaryota; Metazoa; Arthropoda; Arachnida; Scorpiones; Buthidae
Product: alpha-tocopherol transfer protein-like
Exons: 6
Coding region: 423-1412 (329 amino acids)
Cellular component (GO): membrane
Molecular function (GO): phosphatidylinositol bisphosphate binding
Source: RefSeq, a predicted model, not a curated record